Messenger RNA from Paramisgurnus dabryanus, 1172 nucleotides. RefSeq lists its product as uncharacterized. Lineage: Eukaryota; Metazoa; Chordata; Actinopteri; Cypriniformes; Cobitidae. The record is from RefSeq and is a predicted model, not a curated record. Gene Ontology annotation, molecular function: ubiquitin protein ligase activity. Gene Ontology annotation, biological process: ubiquitin-dependent protein catabolic process. Gene Ontology annotation, cellular component: cytoplasm.
AGAUUAUCGUGAAGUUAAAGGAGCCUGCGUUGGCCCAUGUGCAGUCACUAUAGGCUUAGAGCCACAAAGCAAGCAGAUGGGAUAAGAAAACCAGGGGAUCUAAUUACAGAGACUUAAUCAUCUAGUAAAGACCGCGGCCAGGAGCAAGUAAACCCAGCUGCAAACUUUCUGACUGUUAUUUAACAUGGAGAACGAGGAUGAGGAAGAUGAAAUCUUUACGACAAGGGAGUCAGGAUAUGACGGCCAGGAAAAUGUAGAGGAGCAGGACGAAGAAGAGGAACCAGAGGAAGAGGAGCCAGACACAGAGAGGAAGAGUAGCUUGGAUAUUCCAAUACCAAGUCGGUCACUGGCCAGCCGCAGAUCUUCACUUCCAUGUCCGGCACAACUGAAUGCAAUGCAUUUGAGUCAUCUGCACGCUGCCACCAUGGCCCACAGCCCAGCGUACCUGUGCCAUCAGCUGGAGAGCAGUGAAACCAGGCCAUCCUCUCGCUCCAGCCAUGACAGCAGUAAUGAAGAGGGAGCGCAGGCCAAAACUGGCACAUCUGACAGACGAGCACCUGCCAUUCCAACCAUCUGUGAGCCCCUGGAGAGAAAAGCUCGAUUUAGGAGUCGAAAUGUCAUGUCUCUGAGUGAUGCUGAUAAUUUGUGUUUGAUCUGCCAUGAUGACCUACGUAAAGGAAGAGGACCUAUCAGAGAACUUCACUGCUCGCACAGCUUUCACAGUGAGUGCAUAGAGGAGUGGCUGUGGACCAAGCAGACCUGUCCUACCUGUCAAAAGCACGUUGCCAUGCCAGAGCCCCUCUACUGGACAUCGACCAGAGUCAUAGUGCCCUGAACUCUUCAAGCAUCCAUUUAAACUGCUUUGGCCAUUUUACAAAAACUUUUACAACAGAUCAGAAAUGUUUUUUUUUAAACCAUUACACUGUUCUGUUUAAUUCUGGUAUUAUUUUUCUUACAAGGUAAAAAAAACAUUUUUGGAGAAUUGUAUAUGUGGUGCUACAUUUAAAUGCAGUCCUUGAAUAAUUAAGGGUUCAGGAGACACUGAUGAACCGAAUCUCACACUGUGGACUUUUAACAAAAUUAAUGUAUUCUUUUUUGUAUUUACAUAUUAAAAAAGAUCAUGUUUUUGUCUACAUUGUAUAUUUAUUUUGCAAAUAAUGUCUAUAUUGCAU